AUGUCGAAACGAAUUAUCCUAUAUAUUGACGCUCUUGACGAAUGCGAUUCAAUGUAUGUACGGGAACAAGCCUACUUCUGGCGUGAGACUACCGUCAAGGCCCGAAAACGGGGAACUCAAUUGAGUGUCUGUCUGUCUAGCAGGCACUUCCCAAAUAUUUCUUUGGUGGGCUGCCCAGAGAUCAUCAUGGAGGGAAACAACCAUCAGGAUAUUCACCAGUAUAUUGAGGACAGGUUUGGGCUUGUGGACAGAGGAGACACAGAGGACGAUUCUUUUUUCAUAAGAAGAUCAUCUGUUGUUAGAAAGUGGAAGGAGAAGAGACUCAAGGAUGCCAUAUUCCAAAAGUCGAGAGGGGUGUUUUUAUGGGUUGUUUUGGUUGUCGAAGAAGUCCUCCGCAAACGAGACGACGGAAUGGAUUUCGAUUACUUGCUUGGCAAAAUAGAUAUGGUCCCCAGGCCUCUUGAGAGCCUGUUCAAAGAGCUGCUACGAUAUGUCAGCAGGGAGGAAAGACGCAUUGCAUUGUGUAUUUUCCAAUGGGCAAUCCUGUCGGCUUCCCCUCUUCGGCUGUAUGAGUGGCAUCAUAUCUUAGCCUUCAUCCGAUUCCAACACCUGUCUUCGCUAUCAGAAUGGAGACGCAAUAUUCAUUGUAUCAAGAUUGAUGAUCAACUGGAGAAACAGAUAAGAAGUCUUUCAAAGGGGCUAGUUGAAGUGCGAAGGAUAGCAGCAGACGAACCCCAAGGGGCAGCGUUUGAUUCGUUGUCUCUACACGCUGGGGCAGGCUCACUCAACCUCGACUCAGGCGGAACUCGAGUUGUUCAAGUCAUCCAUGAAUCAGUACGUGGAUUUUUCCUACGCAGAAAUGGGUUUGCUUUACUAGACCCAGACCAUGCUUAUGGCCCUAUCGGCUACGCACACAUGGAAAUCAUGAACACAUGCAUCAACUAUAUCCAUAUCCACGAACUCGACAAAAUUGUGGACGCACGGAAUCGCCCCCGGUCAAACGACCAAGUUCUGCUAAGCAGGCUGUUUUGCAGCCUGGGGAAAGCAGAUCAUCAGUUGGAGAGAGAUGAUUUGAACGAACCAUGGACCCGAGACUAUCCAAUCAACAGUUCGAGCCUUACUGGUCUGCUUAAGCCGCAGAAUUUUGACAAAGUCGAAGUCAACAAAAAGGCGUUGACUAGGAAAGAAUUGGAAAUGAUGCAGAGCCAGUUUUCCCCAAUCGACAUCCCUCUUUGGAUGUCGACGAACAAAUCCGAACUGGACGAUCUCUCAACUAGCGGAGCCCCAGCUCUAUCCAUCGCAAAUUCAUCAAUAUCUGGACGAUCCCAAACUCUAGAAGAUCAUCCAGCUCUGCUCUCAUAUGCUACGCAAGAAUUUUUCACCCAUGCUAAAUUGGCUGAUUUGUCGUAUACAGACCCCCACGACCUUCUGCAUAGACUCUUGAAUCUAGGAGCGUGGUCACGUUUGAAAGCCCUGAGGGAGGACAUUCCCUUUGGAGCCCAGAUUUUGGAAUAUGCCAGCCGGCUUGGCCUUGUUUCGUGGGUAGCAGAUAUCCUUCUAGCCCAAGUCGAAUCAAUAUCUACGGACACGGAAGAAGUUAUUGCCAAACUCCACUCUGAAGACAACUACAGGCGGCUUGCUUUGAGUUGUCCUCCUUCCUUCGAUAUCAGAUCGCGUCUUUCCGAAUUCAUUAUAGAGGACUUCAAGAAAAACUUCCCUCGUCCUAGUAAGUGGAUUCUUAGGGAGCAUGAACUGCGAGAUGAUAAAUUUGUCGAAAACCCCGAAGAGCGGUCUGCCACUAAGGAUAGAAAUUUCGAAUCUCCCCCCCGCGGGGAAUGCUUUGGCUCAAUAGCAAUACCGAGGAAACAAAGAAGUAUUGAGAGCUUUGGUUCAGCUAGCAGCCAUUCUGGAUCUAUACACGGCAACUCUGUUGAAUGGGAUGACGCGUUUUUUUGA
Clonostachys rhizophaga is the source of this 1956-nucleotide messenger RNA. NCBI's taxonomy places the organism in Eukaryota, Fungi, Ascomycota, Sordariomycetes, Hypocreales, Bionectriaceae. The record is from the annotation of a GenBank genome assembly.